This is a messenger RNA of Scutellospora calospora, 482 nucleotides long. Lineage: Eukaryota; Fungi; Glomeromycota; Glomeromycetes; Diversisporales; Gigasporaceae. The record is from the annotation of a GenBank genome assembly.
AUGGAUGCAGUAGGAAGAGAAUUUGCUCUAAAAGAUGAUAAUUUGAAAAUUACAAAUACCAAAUGUUAUUGUGCCAACUAUCUUAGAGACUGCCCUUAUUUUGCUACUAAGUAUUCAUUUGAGCAAAUACAACUCAUUCUCAAUUCUGCUACACUUUCAUCACCAAACAAACAGAUAAUAAUAUCUUAUACAGAUGAAGAAGAUAAAGAUGAAAAUGAUUCAACUUCUGAAAUAAUAUCUUCUAAUUCAUUAGCUUCUAGUAAUACUUUAAAAAAACAAACUACAUUAUCCAAAUAUGUUAGUCGUUCACUUACUGCUUCAGAAAUUCAUAAAUUUGAACGUCUUGUACUUCAAGCAACUGUUUCAGCUAGAUUUGCAUUUUGUAAUCAUAUAUUAACAAGUAUAACUGAUAAAGUUCAAGUAACAAUUAAGGAUCUUGCUUGUAAAGAUAAGAUUGGUAUCAUAAUUGCUUUUGAUAGUUG